CCGCCUGCCGGGCGUUUGUGAGCAUCGCAGCGUCCAGCUCUCACGUGAUCGUCGCAAUCGUGAGGAACCGAGCAGGAAGCGGACCAUGGCGUCGGUGUUCGGUGGAGUCGAAGGCGGGGGGACCCACUCCGUGGCCGUGCUGGUGGCAGAAGAUGGCAGGAUCCUUGCAGAGACCGAGGGGGCCUCCACCAACCACUGGUUGGUGGGCGUGGACAAAUGUGUCGAAACGAUCAAUGAAAUGGUCCAGAGAGCCAAGACGGAGGCGGGACUGGAUCCGAACACGCCGCUCCGCUCUCUGGGCAUGUCUCUGAGCGGGGGCGAGCAGAAGGAUGCCGUCGACCAACUGAUCGCUCGCGUGCGAGAGCUGUUUCCCGAUCUGAGCCAAAAUUAUGUCAUCACCACCGACGCCAUCGGUGCUAUGGCCACCGCGAGUGAUCGCGGAGGCGUCGUCUUGAUAUCGGGGACGGGCUCCAACUGCAAAUUAGUUCAUCCGGACGGGUCCCAGAUUGGCUGCGGCGGCUGGGGUCACAUGAUGGGCGACGAAGGCUCCGCUUUCUGGAUCGCCCAUUUGGCUGUAAAGACGGUGUUUGACGCCAGAGACAAGCUGGCUCCACCUCCUCAUGAUGUGACGCACGUGAGAGAAGCAAUGGAGCAGUAUUUUAAGGUGUCCGAUCUGAUGGGCAUGCUGCCGCACCUGUACAGAAACUUCCGGAAGUCCCACUUUGCCGGUUUCUGUCAGAAGCUGGCUGAAGGCGCCGAGGCCGGCGAUGCUCUGUGUCAGUACGUGUUCGCUGAGGCUGGGAGAGUCCUCGCCAGACACGUGCGCGCCGUCCUUCCCGCGGCACAGGCUCUACUGGGCGCCGACCUCGGCCUGCCCAUCCUGUGCGUGGGCUCGGUGUGGAAAAGCUGGGAGCUUCUGAAACCUAGCUUCGUCGAGGUCCUGGAUAAGGCGGCGGCGUCCGACGAGUUCGAGGGCCGCUUCCGUGGCUACAGCCUCCUGAUGUUGAAGCGGUCGUCGGCGCUCGGAGGCGCGAGUCUCGGAGCUCGGAGUUCGGGUGCCGUCUUAAGGGUGGACUACGCGGCCAAUGUCAAUGUCUUCUACCGCCACUCCUGCAAGCACUAGCACGUUUGUAUAUGACACGUGAUCCUCGGGUGCCGUGUACGGGAUUGUGACGUCAAUUCAUCCCAAUUCCACGAAGUUGAGCGCUACAGGUUAGGAUUCCUAUUGUCCGUGAUCGAGCGAUGCCGCUUGCGCUCGUGACAGGCAGCCAUUCGGGAUGUGGCGCGUACAUGCAAGGUGCUAAAUACAAAUACUUUGAAGAGCGAAUGAUUCGAUUUUUUUGGAAUGGUCAAUCCCAACACGACUUCAUUCUAGGUUCUUGUCAUGUGUAAAGAAAACUCCAACCCAUUUGUCUUUAACGUCUUUAUUUUUAUUGGAAUUAAUACUCUGUCUCUUUGGACCUCUUGACUUUUACGGAUUCUGUCAACUAACUCCCAAAAAAAACAAAACGAUGAUUUUGUGUUGCACAAUCCACCUGGCAAACAUUCCUCUCCGUGUGACCGGGCAUGCCGCACCACACGGCGAGUUCUGCUUUGACCGGAACGGCACGAUCAGCUGCUGUGUUCAAAUAAACCGAACUUGACGCUAUCGAAGUGAAAUGUUCCUACUCAUUAACGGUCACAUUUAUUACGCGGGAAAAAAAACAUUGAAACAGAUUGAGAAGUGAACCCGAUUGGACUUUUUUUCCUAUGACUCGUGACAUAACCGGCUCAAGAGAAGAACUUCCUCAUUCGAAAGGAUAACCGAGACCACGCAAGAGGCCAAACAGUCCACCGCUUUGAAACCAGGCGGAUGACGACGGUCACAAUAUGCUCCUACGCAUCUCCUCCCGACGCGCCAGGUUACCCGGUAGACUCAAAACAGGAUGAGAAGGACAAACGGCAAACUGGAGGAGA
Molecule: messenger RNA, 1956 nt
Organism: Phycodurus eques (leafy seadragon)
Lineage: Eukaryota; Metazoa; Chordata; Actinopteri; Syngnathiformes; Syngnathidae
Gene: nagk
Product: N-acetylglucosamine kinase
Molecular function (GO): N-acetylglucosamine kinase activity
Source: RefSeq, a predicted model, not a curated record